Symbiodinium necroappetens is the source of this 1416-nucleotide messenger RNA. The record is from the annotation of a GenBank genome assembly. NCBI's taxonomy places the organism in Eukaryota, Dinophyceae, Suessiales, Symbiodiniaceae.
AUGAGGAGCGCUCGGGUUGUCUUUCUUAUUCUUGGUGCGGCAGCAAGUUGCGAAAUCCUGCACGAUAGGGGAUCUCGAUGCAUCCUUACCGAAGAUGCAGCCCUAGGCGUGAAGCUAGUCAUCAAUUACGAUGCGGCGAACACGCCCGAGGAUUACGUGCACCGAAUAGGUCGCACGGGCCGCGCCGGGGAGAAGGGCAUCUCGUACACAUUCCUAGUGCGAGAUGACCCAACUGACGUCAAGAAAGCAAAAGCCAUCUUAGAUGUCAUGCAAACGGCAGAUCAGGCAAUACCUGAGGAGCUCCGACUGCUAGUCGGGGUGAAGGCCUCCAAAGGUGGCGGCAAGGGAGGCAAAGCCCACAAGGGGGGCGGCAAGAACGGCGGAAAAUCGGGCAAGGGCAGCUUCAAGGGCAAAGGCGGUGGUAAUUACGCUCGCUCUGGCCCUCCCCCUGGUCCUCUCGCCGGCGUCGCGCCCAUGCAGGGUGGCCUCAUGGGCGGCUACGGCGGCAGCGUUUGCGUGCCUUUCGCGGGCACCAUGGCCGUGAGUGUGAUGGCGCCGGAGAUCCUGAGCCUGGCAGGCUACAACGCUGUUGAUCUGGCCAGUGGCAGUGGCUUCCCGGCUGAGGGCAGCUUCACCGGUCUGGACCUCUCUCUGUUGGAAGGUGAGGUGGACGAGGACGCUGUCCAGCAGUCCUUGCAGUUUACCAGGCUGUCCGGCAAGAAGGCGAAUCUUCGUCUCGCCCACGUCGAUCUUGGGAGCGGCACAGAUGCCGAGCAGCGAAUGUUCGAUCUGAGAGCUGAGCGCGAGCUCCGAAGCACGGAGAGGGCCGUGCAUGUCGGAAAGAAGAGUGAGUCUGCCAAGCAGAAGGACUUCGCGGUAUCGGCCCAAAUGAGGCGUGAUGCGACUGCUGGUAUCGAGGCAGCCGAUCAGAGACUUGCGGAGAUCGAUGCGGAGCUACAGGAAUUAGAGACUCUCCAGUCCUCAUUUUCCUGGUUCCAGCUCUUCUCGCAGCUGCAAGCCCAGUCCGUGAAUUACGUCGGCCACCUUGACCUCAGCAACUGCGGUCUUCAUGCAACAGCUAUUGAGCUCUUGCAAAAGGUGCUCUUGGAUCUUGAACACAGAGGGGAUGGCUAUGCCGUCGAAGAGCUUGUGCUUGACAGCAACGACCUGGGUGAUGCCUCCACGGUAGCUCUUGCAUCCCUGAUCCGCCUGUCGUCUCGAAUCCAGGUCCUCAGGCUCCGAAACAUUGGCAUCACAGAUGGAGGAUUCUCCCAGCUGAUCUCCGCCAUCGUUGGCAACAAAAGCUUGUGCUUGCUGGACCUCCGGGGAAACGGGUUGUGCACCCUUGAGAACAGCAAGGUAGUGGUUCAAGGCCUGCGGCGCUUUAACCAACUUGUACAGAUCCUGGUGGAAUAG